Molecule: messenger RNA, 3077 nt
Organism: Triticum urartu
Lineage: Eukaryota; Viridiplantae; Streptophyta; Magnoliopsida; Poales; Poaceae
Product: protein FAR1-RELATED SEQUENCE 6-like
Biological process (GO): regulation of DNA-templated transcription
Molecular function (GO): zinc ion binding
Source: RefSeq, a predicted model, not a curated record
ACCCGUCAUCUUCCCCACCCGCUCCCAAACCCUAGCCGACCUCGCCGGCGGUGGGCUCUCAGACGAUGGAGACGGAGGGGGCGGUCCCCCCGCCCAAGAAUCCUCGCCGCCCCCGGCGCCGCGACCUCAACGCACUGUUACCGAUGCCACUUUGAUGCUGUAGAAGAUAAUUUUGCGGUUGAAACGGUUUCCUGAGGGCAUGUACAUGCAAGGUGCUUAUUAAUGACCGCGUGAAGAGAGAGAAUAUAGCCACAUCAUUAAGCACCUGGAGCAUGUAAUUCAUCUACGGAACUACUGCACGUCCAAUACUUGGUGUCCGACCUUGCUAUGAUGGUCAAUCCAGAUCCAUAUUUAGAGGAAUCUGAUGGACAGGACAUUGGCAUUCCAGAAGUUGGCAUGGUGUUCAAUAACCACAUGGAGGUCAACCGAUUCUACCGUAGGUAUGCCCGUCGUGUUGGUUUUGGUGUCUCGGUUAGGAGGUCCUCGUUCUCACAAGAAGGCACCUGCUUAUAUCUCGAGCUGAUGUGCUGUAAAGGAGGGCGUCCACGUUAUGAGCCUAAGUUCAGGAAGCGGGCCUCAUCAACCACCAAUUGCCCAGCAAGGAUCCGUGUGAAGUUAUGGGGAGACAAAUUGUUGCAUGUAGAGUUGGCAAACCUUGAUCACAAUCAUCCUGUGAGCCCAGCAAUGGCAAGGUUCUUGAACUCUUAUAAGCAGCUUUCUGGCCCUGCGAAGAGGCGGCUGCGUAUGGGUGGACCUGGAGCUAUGCCAGUUGAAGAGCCAAGCAAGAUGCCUGUUGAUAAGUUGGGUGCACUCGAGGAACUUCUGUUUGGAGAGAGCAAGAACCAUAGUUUUGUUGAGAGGGGCCGUUUGAAGCUCCAACCUGGAGAUUCAGAAGCACUUCGACUUUUCUUUACCCGAAUGCAGGCCAAAAAUGCAAACUUUUUCAAUGUUAUCGACUUGGAUGAUGAAGGCUGUGUCAGGAAUGUUUUUUGGGCGGAUGCAUGGUCAAGAGCCAUGUAUGAGUAUUAUAAUGACGCUAUCACCCUUGACACUUCCUAUGUGGUUAGUAAACAUGAUAUGCCUCUUGUGACUUUUCUUGGGGUGAAUCAUCAUGGCCAAUCUGUCUUGUUGGGUUGUGGCCUGCUCUCUGAUGAAACAGCAGAAACCUAUACGUGGCUGUUUAAGGCGUGGGUAGCAUGCAUGUCUGGCAACCUUCCAAAGGCUAUCAUCACUGACCAAUGCAGGGGCAUCCAGAGUGCAGUUGCUGAGGUUGUUCCUGGAGUUCGCCAUAGAAUAUGCUUGCAUCAGAUAAUGAAGAAGGCGGCAGAGCAAUUAAGUGGGCUAUCAGAGUACAAAGCUAUCAGCAAGGCAUUGCAAAAGGCUGCAUAUGAUUCUUUAACAGUAGAUGAGUUUGAAGGUGAAUGGAGUACUUUGAUCACAUACAAUGGGCUUCAGGGUCAUGACUGGUUAAGAUCACUUUAUGAGUGCAGAUUUUCAUGGGUUCCUAUCUUUCUUAAAGAUGCUUUUUGGGCAGGAAUGUCUGCUACACAAAGAAGUGAAACUAUCACUCCUUUCUUUGAAGGGUAUGUUGAUUUGAAAACCUCUUUGAAGCAAUUUCUUGGUAAGUAUGAGAUGAUUUUGCAGAGCAAAUACGAGAAAGAAGCCCAAGCAGAUUUUGAGACAUUUCAUAAGCAACGUCCACCUGUUUCAAAAUUCUAUAUGGAAGAACAGCUCUCAAAGGUAUACACCCAUAACAUGUUCAAGAAGUUGCAAGAUGAGAUUGAAGCCAUUAUGUACUGCCAUGUAUCUUUGAUGAAUGGUGAUGGGCCCAUCUCCACAUUUAAUGUCAAGGAAUGUAUUUUCCUUGAAGAUGGUAAAAGGACUAUGAGCAAGAUUUUUGCAGUUACUUAUAACACAGAGGAAAAGGAUAUAACUUGUAUAUGUGGAGGUUUCCAAUUUAGCGGCAUAUUAUGUAGGCAUAGUCUCUCCGUGCUCAAGUUUCAACAGGUUCGUGAAGUUCCUUCACAGUAUGUUCUUGAUAGGUGGAAAAAGGAUUUUAGACAGUUACAUGUGAUGGGACGACUUUCAAGUGAUGUUGUUCCCGACAAUCGUGUGGAUAGAUAUGACUAUUUGUCGAUGAGAUGCCUGCAGCUUGUUGACUCUGCAGUCCUGUCAGAUAAGUAUCGCCUUGCUUUGAGGCUGGUGAGAGAGGUUGAGAAGUUCUUAUUAAAUAGCAAUACACAUGAUGAUACACAGCCAAGGAUCAAGUCUCGCAUUCCUAAAGUAAAACCAAAUACAGUGACUGGUCAAAAUUUGGUGAAUGUCGUUACUGACAAUGGGAAUGGUGGGCCCAAAGGACCAGAGGCUUCUGCAUCAGCGCAAGCAUCACAAAUCCAGAAGGGAGUAGCAGAAAAGGCUGUAGUUCCUGCUGGUUACAUUGGUGUGCCAGCUAACGUCCAGCAAUUCAUGGGCAAUCAAGCUGCAAUGCGCCCAAGUAUUGUUUACAUGGUUCCGAGUGGCGUUGACCCUCAGGCAUUUGGAAAUGGUGUUUUGAUGCCAGUGAUGUACCAGCAGAUGUUCCAGAUACCUCAGCAGCCAAACGGAGCCGCGCAAGACACAUUAGCAAACGGUAAAAGGAAGCGACCCCGUGCCCAGAAGCCAACAGAGACAUCUCAUCAGUCAAAUGGAACCUCAGGACCUGCAGCUGGCUAAGGGCACUCUUCCCAUUUAAAUCAGAAUUCACAACAGGAGUUGGUAAAUAUGCAGAGAAAGAGGAGUCCUGAUGCCAAGAGGAAUCUUGUGUAGGCAUGCUGGCAGUGAGAAGCGCGCACCUCGACGAUCGCAGGCGGUGACCCUCAAGCAUUUGUGCGGCCCGAUGCCAUCUUCAUUUGGGUCAUGCUGCUUCAGUCCUGCCAUGUGUAGAAGACAGUUAUCUUUUGAUUGAUGUCGAUUCCAGCAACAUUAGCAACAUCUAAUCUCCUGCGCCGAGUGUGGCUGUGGCUCUUGUUGAGGGCAUGUAAAUGAUUUUUCUUAACCGAUCAUGUAAAUGAUUUUGCUGAAUGAGCCCUAUCCUGUCA